Laccaria bicolor S238N-H82 is the source of this 489-nucleotide messenger RNA. RefSeq lists its product as uncharacterized. The transcript has a single exon. The record is from RefSeq and is a predicted model, not a curated record. NCBI's taxonomy places the organism in Eukaryota, Fungi, Basidiomycota, Agaricomycetes, Agaricales, Hydnangiaceae. The coding region runs from base 1 to 489 and encodes 162 amino acids.
AUGUCUGGCAAUGAUAUUCCUGCUUCACUUGAUACUCCUAUCUCUACUGCUGGGAACGAACGCAACGAUCAUCAGGAUGACGAAACACAGCAACAACCGAGUGGUAUGCCUGAGCAUGGUUCUGGCGAGCACCGAUCCAUGUCCCCAGCGCAACCUGAAGGUGGUAACAGUACACUUGGGAGUUUCCCAGCUGCGGUUGCUACUCAAGCUCUCUGCAGCAAAAUGGUCGAGGAUUUUCGCUCCUCUAAGAUCUCGAAAGGAGUUGCUCUCAGCCGAAUUCACACAGCACUUGUUGAUGCCUUACCUGAAGAUUUAUCAGCUGUUGAAGACAGUUUUGCACGAUACUUAUCCAUUGUUGAAGAUCACAAACGCCAUCUCACUCAGGCAAAGCAACGUGGUGACAAACGAUCAGGAGAAGAUGAUGAGCAUCGUGACGAUGGGGAACCUGAACCUGAAUCACCAGCAUCGACGAAACACGCUAGUGUUUAA